GCCGUCCUCGUGGCUGUCUUUUUCUCGUUGCUUUUUACGGCCCUCUUUUUUUGCUUUUUCGCUCUGUUUUGCAUUGCGUUUCUUUUUCCUCUCGAAUCCCGAGUCCCUACUCGUGCUUUAAUCUCCUAUCCCUCGUUCCUUUUUCCCCGCCCCGACUCCUUCAGUCGCUGUCGGUGGAAUCGCACCUGGGUCAAGACUGUUGUGUGCGCACCCAUUCACGCCUCUGCUCACUUGAGAACAGUCGCAAAAGACUUUUCCGAGCCCAAGAUGGCGCUCAAUCUUGACACUUCAGAUCGCCCGGCAUUCCGACUGCCCAACCCGCCGCCUCUCCUCCAUACGCGUACCGGAAAUGAUUCCCUGGAUCGCCCCUCAACACCCGCCCAGACUGAAUUCACCAGCCCCGUGCAAACCCCUCAGGGCAGUCCCAGCAAAAACAGAAUGCCCCCCGGUGCAAUCGACCUUCCCAACGUGUUCGAAAAGGCGCUGAAGCUGAACCCCACUUCGCCGACCAAAGGCACCUACAACCACUACAAUCACCCCAUGUUCGCGCCCCCCCGAAACAGUGAGGACUUUACCGAGAGCGUUAUCCGUCAGCCACCGGGCAGUCCCACACGCAAAUCCAACAAAGAAAACACCCCUCCCAACUCCACCCGUCUCACCAAGGACCUUGGUCCCAACCCCGCCGCUGCCGCUAUCUCCCGCCAUGAGCCAUACCAGCAACGAGAUCUGGAAAGCAUUCAGCGCCGUCAGGUCCCCAUGCGUGGGCUGACACCGGAGGAGUUGGAGAAGCUGCAGAAUCCCCGGGUCAAGCGACUGGUUAAUGUUACGCAACUUUAUUUCCUCGAUCAUUAUUUUGACCUAUUGAGCUAUGUCCAUAACCGCCAGAACCGCUACUCGCAAUUCCGCACCGCCUACCCCGAACCGCCCGUGACUCCGAUGGAGGACUAUGAACCCGCUCUGCUGAAAUACCUGGGUCGGGAACGGGCCCAUCUCCGCAAACGCCGCACCCGACUCCGUCAGCAUGACUUCCAGAUUCUCACACAGGUGGGCCAGGGUGGCUAUGGACAGGUCUAUUUGGCGCAAAAGAAGGACACACGGGAGGUGUGUGCGUUGAAAGUCAUGAGCAAGAAGUUACUGUUCAAGUUGGACGAGAUUCGCCAUAUCCUCACCGAGCGCGAUAUUCUGACGGCGGCCAAGAGCGACUGGUUGGUCAAGCUUCUUUAUGCUUUCCAGGAUGAGGACCAGAUCUACCUGGCGAUGGAGUAUGUUCCCGGAGGUGAUUUCCGCACGCUGCUGAAUAACACCGGCGUCUUGCACAAUCGCCAUGCUCGUUUCUACAUUGCGGAGAUGUUCAGCUGCAUCGAUGCUUUGCACGCUUUGGGGUACAUUCAUCGCGAUCUGAAGCCCGAGAACUUUCUGAUCGACUCAACUGGUCAUGUGAAGCUGACGGACUUUGGCUUGGCGGCCGGUAUGCUGAAUCCGGGCAAGAUUGAAUCGAUGCGGGUGAAACUGGAGGAGGUCGGCAACACGCCCGUGCCCUUUGGUCGACCCAUGGAACAGCGUACGGUGGCUGAGCGUCGCCAGGGAUAUCGGACGCUGCGUGAGCGCCAGGUCAACUACGCCAAGUCGAUUGUGGGAUCGCCCGACUACAUGGCGCCGGAGGUGUUGAAGGGUGAGCAGUACGAUUUCACGGUGGACUACUGGAGCUUGGGGUGCAUGCUCUUUGAGGCACUGGCCGGGUAUCCUCCGUUUGCGGGAUCGACAGUGGACGAGACGUGGCAGAACCUCAAGUGCUGGCAGAAGGUGCUGCGCAAGCCGGUGUACGAGGAUCCCAACUACUUCCUGUCGCGGCGCACGUGGGACUUGAUCACCAAGCUGGUUGCGUCGAAGGAGAAGCGAUUCAAGAACAUCCAGGAGAUCCACGCGCAUGACUACUUCAGCGAGGUGGACUUCAACCAUCUGCGCGAGCAGCGUGCGCCGUUUGUGCCCGAGCUGGAUUCGGAGACAGACGCGGGCUACUUUGACGACUUUACCAACGAAGCGGACAUGGCCAAGUACAAGGAGGUCCAUGACAAGCAGCGAGCGUUGGAAGAGAUGGCCGAAAGGGACGAUAAGAUGAGCAAGGGCUUGUUCGUUGGAUUUACUUUCCGACACCGAAAGCCAGCGAUGGACGGACUGGGACGCAGCUCGCCGCGCAAGCCGAUCGCGACGGACGGAUCCUUCGGGACGAUGUUUUAGGCGCAAGUAUCACGGAGUUCUAUUCGGGCGAGCUGGACUCGAGUUUUUAAGCGAGUAUGGUUUAAUGGUAUGAUGGAUGUGACGAUGGAGUUGUAUGAUACAGCAUAUCGUAGAAUACAAAUGCAGAAAAUGCAGUUGUAGCCUCUUAUUCAGACUACAUCCUGCAGAUUC
Messenger RNA from Aspergillus sclerotioniger CBS 115572, 2409 nucleotides. Its product is annotated as serine/threonine-protein kinase. Gene Ontology annotation, molecular function: protein serine/threonine kinase activity; ATP binding. Gene Ontology annotation, cellular component: spindle pole body. NCBI's taxonomy places the organism in Eukaryota, Fungi, Ascomycota, Eurotiomycetes, Eurotiales, Aspergillaceae. Gene Ontology annotation, biological process: intracellular signal transduction; peptidyl-serine phosphorylation. The record is from RefSeq and is a predicted model, not a curated record. The transcript has 3 exons. Bases 268 to 2238 code for a protein of 656 amino acids.